AUGGAUGCAAACUACGGAUCGCGUUUUCAAGAGUGGAUUCGUAACGAGGAAAAUCUGCCGGCAAGUGCACCGCGUCUUAAACGAAUCGCAAAUCAGUAUUCGUUCAAACGAUUGGUUCCCGCGUUCAGUUAUAUCAUCAAAAGUUGGCGUAUUGUGAAUAUUGGAAAACUGUUAAAGACUCUUUGUGAAGAUUGGUCUGGUAACAAAGGACACGAAGAUCGCGGGAUUUUGAUUGGUCGAUUGACGGAAAAUUGGCCAUCGGAAUAUGUUGCGUCACUUGUCUGCGAUUUUCUUACGUCAAAACCAUAUAUUUUAUGCGAUUCCAGUAGUAGUAAGCAUCAAGAAGCAAAAUUAGAGUUACUUAGACACAAAGUAACACUAGAUAUUUCAAAAGCGCGAUUUCUUAAAGCAUUGACACGAGAUUAUUCCCUUGAUCGAGUAAAAGCUGUCUGUUCCCGAUUAGGACCAUUUAAUAGUCGCACAGGAAUUCCGUAUGCAAAUUUUCGUGCGGAUCAACCGAUCGUUACGCAAAUCGCUGCAUUGGAAUCAUCCAUGUCUUCAAAUAUGAUGCCUAAAGAUGUCUGCGUGAUAGAUUGGCAGAUUCCGGUUGCUAUUGUUAAACUCGCAAGACGUAAGGAACUUCAGAAACAGAUUCUUCCAAAUCGAUUAUUACCAAUUAAUCCUGUAAAUAAUAUCACUAUUACUGGUAAUAAUCAUUACAACAAUAACAAUACUGGAUCAAUUCACAACGUCAACGUUGACAAUCAAGAACAUCAACCGUAUAAUUUUGUCUUUGGAUACCCGAGUGAUCAACCACCACCACAACAAACAUAUGGUUACCCUUCUUUUGCAUUCUCUCAAUAG
Messenger RNA from Ambispora gerdemannii, 864 nucleotides. The record is from the annotation of a GenBank genome assembly. Lineage: Eukaryota; Fungi; Glomeromycota; Glomeromycetes; Archaeosporales; Ambisporaceae.